UUGUUAUCUAACCAAAUGAUAUAGGCUGGGAGGAGGAGGAACUGAGAGCAGAAUAGCCAGAUGAUGAAAUCAGUUGACGGGCUCGCCUCCUUCUUGCCUCCGCUAACACUAACCCCAGCCUCCACUCUCUCCUCCUCCAAACCAUCUUGUAUUACGCUCUUUUCUUCUACUACUGUUCUUCCCUUUAAUUUCCGCAACUACUUUCCCCUAAAAUCCAACAGCCCACAAUUUAAUCUCCGCAAGAAUUUCUUGCUUUUGGUCCGGGCGUCAGAUGACAACAAAAGUAAUAACGGGGAAGACAGUAGCAAUCCAUUGAGCAAGGAAAGGCUCAAAGAUAAUAAUACUAACAGCAACGGAAUCGAUGGUGAUAAUGGCGGUGAGAAUGGGAAGAACGGGAAUGGGAACGGACGGGGGCCGGGAUUGAAUCUGAAAUGGGUUGAUCUGCUGUUGAACCCAGACCCGGAUAACGUGGCGGCGGUUGGAUUAACUGGGGUGUUAGCCUGGGCAAGCGUGCAGGUGCUGUGGCAGCUGUUUGUGAUUUCAAUAGCAAUCUUGCUGGCAGCUCUCAAGUACUCCUUCAUUGCUGCCCUCCUCAUCUUCAUCCUCAUUACCCUCCUUUAGUACUAUUAGUGUACCCUUCUUCUCCUCCAGAAGUUUUCAUUUCUCGCUUCAGCUUUUGUACUUCUUUUUGUGGAUAUAAUAGAUUGUUGAUUAACGUAUUUUGCAGAUGUAAUGUUGAAAAACUACCUUUUCUGUUCCCCUGUUCUUACUUA
Molecule: messenger RNA, 773 nt
Organism: Coffea eugenioides
Lineage: Eukaryota; Viridiplantae; Streptophyta; Magnoliopsida; Gentianales; Rubiaceae
Exons: 1
Coding region: 61-621 (186 amino acids)
Source: RefSeq, a predicted model, not a curated record